This is a messenger RNA of Pleuronectes platessa (European plaice), 2233 nucleotides long. RefSeq names its product high affinity cGMP-specific 3',5'-cyclic phosphodiesterase 9A. NCBI's taxonomy places the organism in Eukaryota, Metazoa, Chordata, Actinopteri, Pleuronectiformes, Pleuronectidae. The transcript is spliced from 13 exons. The record is from RefSeq and is a predicted model, not a curated record. Gene Ontology annotation, molecular function: 3',5'-cyclic-GMP phosphodiesterase activity. Gene Ontology annotation, biological process: cGMP catabolic process.
UCUAGCCAACAAUUUUCUUUCUAUAUAUGUUUAUAUGAUUGGGUCACUUGAGAGUUUAUUAUAAAUUGGUGGAAAUGGGCUUCCAACUGAAUCACAAUGACACUAAUAAAUACAACUGGGAGUUGCUUUGAAUGAAUAAUUUCCACCAUCAUUUGGAAGCAUUUUCCAGUUCAAAGGACGAGAGGAGAAGACGGGUCAGACGAGGAGGCGGAGAGAGUAACAACCAGGGGGGAGGAGCGUUAACCAGUAAAAUAAUGAGGCAGAUAUUAGAUACAGAUCAUUGGGACACGCUGUAACAUCCGUGCUUCUGAAUUCAUGACAUGGCAACAAAAAUCCUCUAUUUCACCGUGAGCGGGAAACCGGAGAAGGCUGAGUUCCCGGUGGAUUGCCCUGCCCAGGAUGUCAAAGAUCUCUUCCGCUCUGCAGCUGAGGCCGGACCCCACGACAUCCUGAAGCUGUACAACCCCAAAGGCAACAUCAUCAACAUCUCCCCGGGUUUAGAGCCCAACAGCCCGAGCUGCUGCUACAAGCUGGAGGUGGUGGCCUUACACAUGCAUAUCUGAUGUUUGAAGAGCUCACUGAUGAUGUGUGACUUCAGACUGCAGGGCCUGGAGAAGAAGAUCCUGACGGAGGCUGGGGAGACGCCUGCAGUCGUGAACGAGAUGAUGAAACAGGUGGAUUCAUUCCGGGAGAAACUGGAGAGUGUGGAGCAUUUGAGUUGGCUUGGCUUGUUUAAAGACCUGUCCGAGGGAAACCACAAGCCCUCCCCCUUCUACCACAAGAGAACCCUGCGCAAAACCAGGGAGGAGUGUGAGCAUGUGCGGGAAAAGUUUCUUCAAAUGAGCUCCCUGGAGGUAUCAGAGGAAGUGAGGCAGUAUUUAAAGACCCCAACCUUUGAUAACUGGCAGUGGGAGGACGCAGAGAUCAUGGUGCUCCUGCAGGUCAUGUACACAGAUCUAGAUUUCAUAGCCACGUUCAACAUUGAGCCUGAGGUGCUGCAGCAGUUUCUGUUCGAGGUUUACCGAAGAUACAACAACAUCCCGUUUCACAACUUCAAGCACUGCUUCUGUGUCACCCAGAUGAUGUAUGGUCUGAUCUGGCUGACGGACCUGAGGAGUAAGCUGGAUGCCAUCGACCUGCUGAUCAUGCUGACCUCUGCAGUGUGCCACGACCUCGACCACACAGGAUACAACAAUGCCUAUCAGAUAAAUGCUCGGACUGAACUGGCUCUUCGCUACAACGACAUCUCUCCCCUGGAGAACCAUCACUGUGCUGUAGCUUUUGAGAUCCUGGAGAAGACAGAGAACAACAUCUUCAGGAAUCUGCCGAUGGAUAAAUACAAGCAGACACGAGAGGGAAUCAUCAAAUGCAUCCUGGCCACUGACAUGACGAGCCACAACGACAUCCUCAGCAAGUUCAAGGCCAUCCUGCCGACUUUCCACUUCACCAACAAGGACCACAAAGAUGUGCUCAUGAUGAUCCUGAUCAAAGUCAGUGACAUAUCCAACGAGGCUCGGCCCAUGGAGGUGGCUGAGCCCUGGCUGGAUUGUCUUCUACAGGAGUUCUACAACCAGAGUGACGUGGAGAAGCUGGAGGGUCUCCCAGUGACUCCCUUCAUGGAUCGGGACAAAGUCACAAAACCUUCUUCUCAAACCGGCUUCAUCCGAUUUGUUCUCUUGCCGCUCUUCAUCGAACUGGCCAACCUCUUCCCCUGCCUGGAGCACCACAUAAUAGACCCCGUCCGGAAGGCUCUGGACUACUACACCGAGAUGGAGAAAGCUCUGGAAAGGGAGAAACUGAACCGGGCUCAGAUUGAGAACGCAGCCAAGAGCAAGGACCCGGCACCGAGCACAGCAGGGAGCCACGUGGAGGCCGGACCCGAAGCCUCCAGAGCACUCACACCGCAGACUGUGGUGGGCGACACCUGAGAACUCCUCACGAGCAUCUCCUCUAAACCUGGUGCAACUUUAUAUAAUGAAAGAAAUUAAUCUGCAGCAACAGAAUCUGAACCUUAAGCACAAACACUGCAGCUGCUCCGAGCUGUUGAGCUUUGGUGAUGCAGAAUGAAAUGUUAUGUGAUGAUUUGGGACUUUUAAUUUAUGAUUCCACUGAACAUUUCAAUACAAAUUUCUAUAUUAUUUGGUCCUGAACUUCCUUGGGAUGCCAGGCUUUUAUUAGUCUUUUAUCUCUAUUAUUAUGAUUAUUAUUAUUAUUAUUUCUAUUAUUAUUUAUG